AUGAGAAUGCUUCUGCAUUUGACUUUGGUUGCUCUUGGAGCUGCCCAUGUUUGUGUCUUUGCUGUAGAAAGUACCCUGAGUAGACUGGUGGCAGAGACCUUGACAUUGCUCUCCACUCAUCGAACUCUGCUGAUAGGUGAUGGGAACUUGAUGAUUCCUACUCCUGAGCAUACAAAUCACCAACUAUGCAUUGAAGAAGUCUUUCAGGGAAUAGACACAUUGAAGAAUCAAACUGCACAAGGGGAUGGCGUGAAAAAAAUAUUCAAAAACUUGUCUUUAAUAAAAGAACACAUAGACAGCCAAAAAAAGAAGUGUGGAGGAGAAAGAUGGAGAGUGAAACAAUUCCUAGACUACCUGCAAGUUUUUCUUGGUGUGAUAAACACGGAGUGGACAAUGGAAAGUUGAGACCUACCUCUUUCACUGUAGGGAAAGCUUCUGGAGGAGGAGAAGGAUGUUUUAAUGCAACAAGGAUGAGGGCCAACCAAUGGCGGAGACUUAAUAUUCAGUGUAAUUAAACUUCAGAAGCAAAGUAAAUAUUUUAGGCAUACAACUGUUUUACCUCACACAGGCAGAAAGUGCAUAAAAACAAAAAAUUUGAGUUGUAUUUCAG
Cervus elaphus (red deer) is the source of this 610-nucleotide messenger RNA. RefSeq names its product interleukin 5 (gene IL5). Gene Ontology annotation, molecular function: growth factor activity; interleukin-5 receptor binding. Gene Ontology annotation, biological process: immune response. Lineage: Eukaryota; Metazoa; Chordata; Mammalia; Artiodactyla; Cervidae. Gene Ontology annotation, cellular component: extracellular region. The transcript is spliced from 4 exons. The record is from RefSeq and is a predicted model, not a curated record. The coding region runs from base 1 to 405 and encodes 134 amino acids.